This is a messenger RNA of Epinephelus fuscoguttatus (brown-marbled grouper), 9138 nucleotides long. RefSeq names its product xylosyltransferase 1-like. NCBI's taxonomy places the organism in Eukaryota, Metazoa, Chordata, Actinopteri, Perciformes, Serranidae. Gene Ontology annotation, molecular function: protein xylosyltransferase activity. The coding region runs from base 283 to 3090 and encodes 935 amino acids. Gene Ontology annotation, cellular component: membrane. Gene Ontology annotation, biological process: chondroitin sulfate proteoglycan biosynthetic process; heparan sulfate proteoglycan biosynthetic process. The record is from RefSeq and is a predicted model, not a curated record. The transcript has 11 exons.
CUUUGCAGCGACGUCAUUCGCUCUAAAUGACAAAAUAAAUGCUUUCACUAAACUGUUGACUCGUUAACGGCCACAUGAGGGCCUCUGUGUCCUGUCUGCCGCCUCCAAACCUCUCUCCUCAUUUCAAGCCUUUGCCAAAUUCCCUCCUCCCUCCUCCUCCUCCUCCUCCUCUCUGCCUGCCAGUAGCCCCUCUCAGGCCGCGUAGGGGAGCAUUCACACCCCGCUGUCGGCGUUUAGCGGAUGGGGCUCUCAGCUUGAGCCGGAGGGAGGAGGAGGAGAAAGAUGAACGGUAACCCGUGUGCCCGCAGGCUGGCCCGGCGUUCCAAGUCCGCCCUGCUGGUCGCCGCUCUGGCCGUCCUGCUGGUCCAGACUCUCAUCGUGUGGAACUUCAGCAGCCUGGACUCUGCCGGCGGGGACGGAGGCGCCAGGAGCCGGGAGAAGAGAGAGGACCGAGCCGGGGGGCUCAACAAAGCCGACAGGGAGCACCCGCGGAGGGGGCUGCAGAAGAAGGGCGACCCGCCGCCGCCGCUCGGAAAGGCGGCUGUUCGGCACAAGCUGCAGGCGGAUGUCUACCAUUCCCACCGGCCAAAAGAAAAACUUCGCCUGGACAGCAACAACAAUGAGAACUCAGUCCCCAAAGACUUUGACACCAUCGACAGCAACAGCAACCUGGGAGCUCGAUCACAACGCCAGCGAGUGCCAGUCGCAAACAUCAAACGCAAGCUCGACAAGGUCCAAGCACAAAGCAUGCUGGGAAAAUCUGCAAACGAAGUCCUCAAGUACCCCCCCAUCCAACCCAGAGGGUUGGGUCACAAUCAUAACCGAACCAACAUCCAUAAACCCCACCCUCAGGUGCCAACCAUCCCAGCACUGGUCCAGGGGUCCAAUCAGGAUCCACCGCUGUACCAGGAAAAGAAGUCAGCCACGGCACUGCCACCUGGUUUGGAGCCGAGGAAGGAGCAGCCGCAGUGUGAGAUCAGUGGGAAAGAAGCCAUUUCUGCUCUGUCCCGAGCCAAGAGUCGCGAGUGUCGGCAGCAGAUAGUGGAGGUCUACUGCAAGCACAAAGAGAAGGCGCUGAUGCCUGAGAAAGUGCCUCGCUACUGUCCCAUAGAAGGUAAGGCUAAUGUGAAUGUACAGUGGGAUGAGGAGCCCUCAGAUGCUGCCCAGGUCGUGCCGGCACGGAUCGCCUUCGUCCUGGUCGUCCAUGGCCGAGCCUCUCGUCAGUUCCAUCGUCUCUUCAAAGCCAUCUACCACACCUCGCACUAUUACUACAUCCAUGUAGACCUGAGGUCAAACUACCUCCACAGAGAGGUCCUGUCUCUGGCUGGCCAGUAUCCCAACGUCCGGGUGACUUCCUGGCGGAUGUCCACCAUCUGGGGCGGCGCCAGCCUGUUGACCAUGUACCUACGCAGCAUGGAGGACCUUCUGAAAAUGAGUGACUGGUCCUGGGACUUCUUCAUCAACCUCAGUGCUGCAGACUAUCCCAUCAGAACCAAUGACCAGCUGGUGGCUUUCCUGUCCAAGUACCGUAACAUGAACUUCAUCAAAUCUCACGGCAGAGACAAUGCACGUUUCAUCCGUAAACAGGGUCUGGACCGUCUCUUCUACGAGUGUGACACCCACAUGUGGCGUCUUGGGGACCGCAAGAUCCCAGAGGGCAUUGCGGUGGACGGAGGCUCCGAUUGGUUCCUGCUAAACCGGCCCUUUGUGGACUAUGUGGUCAACUCCCAAGACGAGCUGGUCAGCAGCAUGAAGCGCUUCUACGCCUACACACUGCUGCCUGCUGAGUCGUUUUUCCACACCGUGCUGGAGAACAGCGCACAUUGUGAGACCAUGGUGGACAACAACCUGAGGCUCACCAACUGGAACCGCAAACUGGGGUGUAAAUGCCAGUACAAGCAUAUUGUGGACUGGUGUGGCUGUUCACCCAACGACUUCAAGCCCUCUGACCUUCCACGCUUCCAGCAAGCGUCCAGACCGACCUUCUUUGCCAGAAAGUUUGAGGCCAGCGUCAGUCAGGAGAUCAUCAACCAGCUGGACUCCUACCUGUUCGGAUCGUACGACUCAGGCACCCUGGGCCUCCAUGCCUACUGGGAGAACAUCUAUGAGGAGGAGACAGAUGGCCUUGCCAGCCUAUCAGACUCCAUGCUCAGCCACUACCAUGCCUUCAGUCGCAUGGGACUGUCCCGCGCUGCCAGCUCACUACAAGGCCACCCCAAUGACAACAGCUGCAGGUAUGUGGCCAUGAGCCACCCAGUGUCAGUCCACGUCUACUUCCUGUCAGACCAGUUCCAGGGCUACCUGGUGCGUCAUGUGGCCACUAACCGAGCCUCCACCCAGCUGGAGAGCCUGGAGACCUGGGUGACACCCAAAGACCACUUCACCCUAGCCAGCCCACCCCACACCACCAACAGGCUGCAGCACGUCCAGGUUGGGGCAGACUGGGAUCCUAAGGAGCGUCUCUUCAGGAACUGGGGGGGUCUCUUGGGGCCCAAGGAUGAGCCGGUAGCUGUGCAACGCUGGAGCAGAAGCCAGAGCAACCUAACGGCCACUGUGGUGUGGAUCGAUCCCACCAACGUCAUUGCUGCCACUUACGACAUCCUGGUGGACGCCUCGGCUGAGGUCACUCACUACCGACCGCCACUCACCUCGCCGCUGAGGCCUGGCUUGUGGACACUGAGGGUGCUGCACCACUGGAACCCACUGGGCCAAACCACCUUCAUCGUGGCACCACUCGAGUUCCACCGACAGCAGCCUUUACAGCAAGAGGACGGGCUACGGUUGCACAGCGGCCCAGCUAGAAACUCCUAUAUGGAGCAGAGUUUCCACGGCCUGAACCCGGUGUUGCGGCUGCCAGUGAGCCUAGGCGCUGUGGAGGAGGCUGAGGCCAACGCUGGGCUGACAGGGGCACCUCUGCGUCGCUGGCUGGACGGGCUGUUGGAGGGCCACUGGUCGGCUGCAGAUGUCUGCUCAAUGGGACCCAGCGUCUGUCCUGUCAUGCAGCGCUGUCGUCUCACUGCCUGGAGCUCCGCCAGCCCUGACACCAAGUCUGAACUGACACCGCCCAGAGAGGACGGACGCAUCAGGUAGCAGACAGACAGACUGAGGGAAGAUGAGAGGAACAAAUGAAGGAAGACACGGGGCUAAUGUCCUGUUUGUUUCUGAUAUUUAUUUAUUUAAAGUUUGUGCAACAUGUGUGAAAGGAAAUGGAUGAAACUUUGGCGGCAGUGACGGGAAGAAGAGAAACAAACUCAAACAGUGGGGAAGUCUUCUCCUUCAGUCCUCAUUCAGUCUACUGCUCAAAGCCGUGUGUGUGUGUGUGUGAGAGAGAGAGCAAGAGAGAGAGAGGAUAAGUGUGUGUUGAAGCGUUGUGCCAGAAGAACUCUAUACCUCUUUUUGUGCGUGUUUUCCUGGGUUAAGGUGUGUGUGUUCAGAUGCUGAAAACACACCUGGUUGCUCAUUCUUAGGCCCAUUAUUGCGAAAAACAUUCAUCACGGCUUAGUUAGGUCUCAAUGUCCUCAUUUUAAAUUUCCUAAUUAUGUUUUUAUAGUGAUCAUACUUACUGUUUUCAGACUUUUAUUCCAAGAUGACCAUUUAAUUCAAAGGUUUAGUCUUCCUAGUCAUAGGACUGAAAGAAAGUGAACACAAGAACCUCAAGUUUCAACUCUGCUCAGGCAUGAGGUGAAGCUGAAUUAGGAUGAUUUUGGAUGAUGUACAGGCACUUGCUGAAGACAGGUGACACAAGUUUGUAUUCUUUUUAAAAUUCAAAUUAAGAGUCAACAGUAAUGCUUUGACUUAUUGUCAAGGCUUUUUUCAGCCCCAAAUGUUACCAUGUACAAUAAUAAGCUUAAAAUUUAUUAAAAACUAUUUUGUGAAGAUCAAACUAUUAUCUUAAGAUGACAAAAUUAAGAUUAGAGCUAUCUGUGGGGGCCUACUGAACUUAUUUUUGCUUUGACGGUCCAAUGGCUGAAACAUGAAUUAAAACAUGAAUACGGCUGAUAAUUUAAGUCCUCAUCACCAAAAUAUAAUGUUUGAGUUCUUGAGAUAAUGGUGCACUUAAAUCUUGGGGUAACAGGCCUGAAACACCAGAUAGUAACACUAUUUGUGUCCUUGAGAUGACAAAAUUCUUCAGCUGUGAUCCAGAUAUAAUGAGCCUUAGAAAAUCAUUAGCAACUAUGGAUAUUCUCAUACAGAGCCAGGUAGGUGCCAGGGGGGAAUUCUGUUACAUUUUUCACGCAAAUUACUAAAUUUCUGUUUACAUACAUAUUUCUUUUUUACUAUAUUGGGUUAGCCUCAUGUCUGAUGUUAAAAACAGCAGAGACCACAGUUAACAUUUCCUCUCUAACAACAGUCAGUGUUUGUUUCUUUUAACUAUGAAGAUGAUUUUUUUUUUUCGCUACUACUGGAAAAACACUGUUUAACUGUUAGUGGUGGAGUAAGUACUCAGAUCCUUUACUUAAGUAAAUUUUCUAUUACCAAAAAAAAAAAAAACCACCAUUAGAAGUAUUCAUUAUGUUCAGUUAAAGGUCCAGUGUGUAAGAUUUAGGGGGAUUUAGUGGCAUUUAGUUGUGAGGCCUGUAGAUUACAACCAGCUGAAACUUCUCCAGUUAAGAUUUCCUUCAGUGUUAAUUUUUCAGGAGGUUUCUACUGGAAGCCAAAUUAUCGAUUAUCCAUAACGUUCUUCCACUUGGAAAAACAACAACAGAUUCAGUAAUGUUAACCUGUAAAAACACAGAAUAAAACAGAUUUAUGUUACUAAAUUAGUGUUUUUCCAAAAACUGCUCAUCCUAGAGGGGCUGCUAACUACAUUGGCCGAUGCAAAAGUGAGGAUGGCCCUAUCUAGAGCCAGUCUUGGUUUGUCUGUUCUGGGCAACUGUAGAGACAUGGUGAUGCAGCACUGUGGACGCCACACACAUGGACCUGCUCCCUAUGUAGAUAUAACUGGCUCAGCAUGAUUCUUAUUAUUCUUAUUUUCAGGUGAUUAUACAAAGAAAACAAAUUUUAUUAUAUUCCUUUUCAGCCAAUAUAUCACCUAAGUCCUACACACCAGACCUUCAAAGCACAGAAGUGUUACUAAGCAAAGUGCCAAUUUUGUAGAAAGGCCCCUUUUAAUGUUUGUCUUGAUAUUGGAUAUGGUAGGCAUAGGAUGAGCUGCGUCUUAAUAAACUGUCCUAUGUUUGUCUUCUUGUCAGGUGCAAAAGUCAGAGAAGGAGUCUUCCUUUGCUACAUUUUGAUAUUACAUAUAUAAUAAUAAUGGGUUUAUUACUGGUGGAAACAGCAUGUUAACAUGUAGUUGAUCAAGGUGGAGCUAAUUUUACUACUCUAUCUACUUUAUAUACUGUCGACAGGUUGUUAAAUCUAGCUACUGUACAUUUAUGUAAAAUAUGAAUCUGCAAAGUAACCAAUAACUAUAGCUGUGGAUAGGUGUAGUGAAGGAAAAAAUUAUUUGUUUUCAAGGUACUUUAAAAUUGUACUUGAGUAAAGGUACUUGGUUACUCUCCACCACUCACACACCACCUGUUCAGAACUAGUUGAAACUUUUCUCCCCUGACACUGAGCAGCUCUGUAUUCUGCUGUUUGUUAUAUUCUGUGCCAUGUCUGAAUCCUUCAGACUUGAAGUGUGAGACGUCCGCUAUGCUGGAACCUCAGAAAAGAUUCACCUUCUCUUUUAUUUCACUUUACACACAUUUGUCAUCUGCUCUUGCUGUAGAAACUGAUGUAACUGUGUCAAUGCUUCAACAGCUACGCAAGUAAUUUAUUCAGAAGUUUAUAUAAAACAUUUUCUUUUAUUUUCAUUUUUUCCUUCUUUUUUAGUCAGUGACUAAUAUUUGAUAUGCUGAUAUUUGCAGCGGGUGAGAUUUGUUUUUGGUUUUUUUAGACAAAACGUCUGCCUUUGUUUCUAAAGGCCUUCCGGUGUUUGUCAGGACUGAUGGUAAAUGUUUGUGUCGGUCACUUUUGGGACUGGCCUCCUCUCCUCUGCCUUUUGACUCAUCUGCUCUCAUUUCAACUACUUUACAGCUACAAGUUUAUUACGACCACGGAGCUGAGGUACAGCUACAUAUUUUAAACUAUAGGAUGAUGUUCCGACUGGACGUUUGUGAGUCUGUCAGCAACAGUUACAAUAUUUUGUAUUAAGUGGUCUUUCAGUCCUUUUUAACAUAACCGUUUAUUCUCUAAAAUAAAAUAUAUUUUGCAAAAAAUACAUAAUUGCAAAUGCUUAUCAGCAGAUACAAGAGCGAGGCCUUAGAAAAGUAUUUUGUACUCUAUGCACCAAGACCCAAAAGGUAUUUAAUUUUUUAAUAUGGCACUACAUAAAAGCAGAAAAUCUUAUUUAUGGAGAUUUAAACUGAAGAAGGUUGAUUAUUACAUAAAUUGAUAAUAUUCUGUGAAACCAGUCAGCACGUUGUUUCAGAGCUUGACAUUUAUAAGUGUUUGAAAAAAUGUAGACAUCGCUGCAACAGUGAUUCAAUAUUUCUGUGUUAAAUUCAUAUCGCAAUGACCCCAACAAGUUGAUGGGCAAAAAUUAAAUCUGUGUACAACUUUUCAUAGUUUGUAUAUUUAUCUGAAUAAUCAUAUUCUAAUCCUUCCAUACUAAUCAUUACUUAUACAUGCAUAUAUUAUUUAAUCUGACUUUCCUAUGAGUUGAGUUUGAUGUAGCAGGUGAGGAGGCAGAGAGGAGGAGGCCACCCGAGACAUUUAGAUGCACCUUCAGAUUUCCAUGCUGCUCAGUGACUGACUUUGUGCCAAGACAUAAAAUAUUCAUAGCAAGUCUGGGCUGCACCAGUAGGGAUAAAGGUUACAGUGUGUGGUUUUUAAGACCAGAGCAAAACAGGUUUAUUAACAUUCUUAAGAGGGCUUUGCUAAUGGUUUUCUGGUGGUGGGACAUUGAUUCAACAUGUUAAGAAUUUUAGUGAGAAACACUAAACGUAAACAAGACUGUUUAAUCAAUUCACAAAGACAACUCCACUUCAUGUCUAAAAUCAGUGCAAUAGUUAAACCUGUUAACUAACAUUUUAAUUUGGAUUAAAAAAAAAAAACAAUCAUAUUCUGCUCAUAAGUGGAUAUAAUUUAAGAUCAAUUUGCAUCAAAAGGGUUUUGGGCUAAUAUUGACAGCCCCUUUAAGGCAAUAGUUAAUCACUUUGAGAAUGACUAAGAGUUGGCUGCUCAGAUUGAUCCCAAUCCCAUGUCUGUGCAGUAAAAAAUGAAGCCGCAGCAGCAGCAAGUCUGCCCAACAGCACCUCCAAAGCUCACUGGUUAACUUAAGAAAGUCACUGCAACUAGCCAAAAAUUGUCCAGCACAUAGCGAAAUCUGUGAACCCCAAUCUCAGUUUUUGUAAGAAUAAGCUGCUUCCCCCUGCUUCUAGUCUUUAUGCUAAGAUAAGAUAAUCUACAGACAGAGUGGUGUUGAUCUUAUCAAAUUCUCAAUAAAGCGAACCAGUGUUCUAAAAUGGUGGAAAUAUUACUUAAUUACUUUUAAUUCUGUGCCAAGCGUAACAUUAACCAUUUAUUUAUCCAAUUGUGAUUUGAAAGCAAACUAGUAGAAAGUAAUAUUAAAUUAACAAAUCUUAAUCCUUGCUGGUGCAAUCCAUCCUCACUUAGUUAUAUUUUCAUUACUAUAAAAACUAAUAUUUAAUAUUUUUUUUAUUAUUAUUCCAGUGUGUGUAGUUGCCAUAUGACAAUAUUAUUGGGACCAAAACUGGAAAGUAGUGGGGGGCUUUCUUAGAAUUAACUGUCAGCACUUAAAGGACAUGAACAGUACGUCGUAUUUAUUCUAGAAAAGAUUAACUAUUAUACAUAUAAUUUAUGAUUUGAAAUGAUGGAUGUAUGCUGCAGAUGUUACCAGAUAUUUGUGGUUGUGGAUCAGCACAGUGUCAAUGAGUUUAACGCUGAAAGAGCCAGUCUCUGUUAGACUGUACCAACAAUACAGUAGUGUACAGGAUCGUCGUUUACUGCCACUGGAUUAAGGAUUAAUAAGGUUGUAAGAGAUACAGUCAGGGUAUUUUUAACCCUUUGAUUUCAUAUCCAAACAAACAUUAACAAAAAUAUAAUUAUAAUUAAAUUUCUAAAUCCAUAGCCUAUAAACAACAAUGAAUUCUGAAUAGUUGUAUGUGGUGUGACGGAUAAACAGGCUGUUAAGAUGUUCUCCACACAGACUGUAAAUCAAACUAAAGGAAGUCAAGUCUUAUUGAUGUGCUGAAAUCAAAUGGUUAAAACCUGACUAGGGACAAAACUACAUUUAAGUUGUACAUGUUUUUAGUUUUGAUUUAAUUUAGUUCGUCUAGUUUAAGUCUUGCAUCAUUCAUUUCAGACAAAUUCUUAGAUUUAAAAAGAUUUUUAUUAUUAGGUUUUAUCAUUAUUGUUAUAACUAUGGACGCGUGCAGCUUUCAUGAUUUGAUCCAUACAUACAGUCAUUUUUAAAAAAUAUUUUUGUAUGUCAGCAGUCAUUUCGGCAUAAUGUCAGUCUCCAAAAAAGUCCCAGAAAUUAAAACACUUUAGAGAAAAUUACAAAAAAAAAAAUAAAGAAAAAGAAAUUAAUUUUUUUUCUGUUCCUGCUUGAUGUUGAUGUGAAAAUUAAGAGCCAUUUUAUGUCUGAUGGGUAUUUUUCAUAUGAUGAGUGAGUCGAUUGUUAAUCAGUAUUUUGCGAAAUACUCAAAAGACUAUGUACAGUUUUUAAGUUAAUGACAUAGAAAGGUACGGCUCUUUGGAGUGCUGGGAUGAUGGUGCCACAAAGAUCAUGUGACUGUUUUUCAGAGAUUUCUCUGGUGUGAAAGACAAAGAUGUUGAUAAAGUCUUCAGAUUCUGGAAGAAAAUUCCAGCUGAGAGGUUUUUUCUUUGCAUACUUUUUAUUUUUGCCUCACACUUUAAUGCUGUUUGUUUCUUUUAUAUCCAGUACCAAACAAACCUGUUUUGUUUGUUUUCAGUGCCAUCUCUGAAGUAUUGCCUUUUUGUUUUAUUAUUUUCUUGCUUUUCGUGAUCGUUCUCUCUCUCUCUGGGAGUAGUGCUGUGCCUUAGCUGUACUCCUGUUUUAGGAAACCCUCUCUGAAAGCAUCAAAAACUGUCUCAAGUGUCCAAAAACAAAAACGAAUUGUUGUGAAUGCCUUAUAAAUGACCUUAGCGGUUUUGAAGUACAAUUUUUGA